This is a messenger RNA of Hydatigera taeniaeformis, 300 nucleotides long. Lineage: Eukaryota; Metazoa; Platyhelminthes; Cestoda; Cyclophyllidea; Taeniidae. The record is from the annotation of a GenBank genome assembly.
AUGGAGCUCAGAAGCAUGGAGUGUGACGAGCCAAUUGAAGUAACGCCAGAUGUUCAGGCCACUGAGGAUGAUAAUUCGACCGAACUUCAGCCUACCGUCCACGUGGAGAUUUGUUUAACUCGUGGUAGCACUGCGUCGCGAGCCAUUGUGUGUCGAGCUGUUGAAACGUACCUGCGGGCCAAACAAGGCGCUUGCAAUCUUCCUGCCCAUUGGGAACACAUCUUAGUUGGCACUUCGCCUUCUGAGCAGAUAUUUUUCAACGAAAACAUUGCUUCAGUGGGAUCUACGGAUUCGAUUUGA